AUGCUUCUCUCCUCCAUCCCUCAGCAGCAACAACAGCAGCCCCGUCCCCUCACCUCGCCCUACAGCUAUCAGCACCACCACAUCAUCCACAGCAAUACCAUCAACACUAGCGAUACCAACAACACCCACUCUAGACACCAGAGUGACUCGUCCUCGUCCAACACCUCGGCCUCGUCUUCUCCACCGACCAAGUACAACAAGCGGACGCUGCAGCAGUACCGCCAGGAGCAUCUGGACAACAUGUCUAUCACCGUAGAGGAGUAUGAGGACGUCCUCAAUGCCGAGGUCUGGAUCGAGGUUAACAAGUUGCGGGACUAUGCUCGCCAUGGUAUCUCGAGAGAGGUUCGAGGGGAGGUUUGGUUGUACCUGCUUGGCAUCCAAGAGGCUGACCGGUCCAAGGAGAUCUCAACCCAGAAGCAAAAGCUGCAGGAGUACGAGCUGAUUGACAAGGACCCCAACGAGAUGACCAAGCGUGUUCGUGGAGAGAUCUCGCGGUAUCUUCGCAAGACCAACAUCGAAUCCAGUCGUAACAUGCCUCGGCUCUUUGAGGAUGUCAUCAGCGCCUAUUGCAAUCACAACCACCGGGUCGAAUAUUACCCCGCCAUGGUCAACCUCUGCGCACCCUUUAUCUAUUCGGUCAAGCGGGAAUGCGAUGCCUUCCUCUGCUUUGAAAAGAUGAUUAAUAUCCUUGAUGACCACUUCAGCAGUCGAGGCAUCAACGAGUCCGUGGCCAGUUUCAUGACGCUUUUCAGGACGUGCAUCCCAGAUUUGUACAGCUACUUUGAGGAGGAGGAGGUCGACAUCAAGGAGUGGGCUGCAUCGGCUCUUCAGUUUGUUCUGUCAAAGGAGCUCUCAUUAGAAAACACGAUGCGGUUGUGGGAUACCUACUUUGCAGUUCCUGACUGGAUCGAGCUGCACCCAUACUUCUGCCUUGCUGUCCUCAGACACCUCAAGGAGAAUCUGGAGGAGCUGGAGCAGUCCGAGAUUAGGACCAUGUUGAUGCGGUUACCUCCCCUGGAUAUGGAUCAGGUACGAAAGAGCUCUCAUUGUUUCUUUCUGUGCUUCCCUAAUGAUCUCUCGCAAAAGACUUGA
Linnemannia hyalina is the source of this 1092-nucleotide messenger RNA. NCBI's taxonomy places the organism in Eukaryota, Fungi, Mortierellomycota, Mortierellomycetes, Mortierellales, Mortierellaceae. The record is from the annotation of a GenBank genome assembly.